GUCAACAACACUAACAUUGAGAGAUUUACUCAUUCCCAAGAAUUACCCACGGAUUCAACACUUAACUCUCCAAAUAUAAAAGCAAACCUAAAACUCACUUUUCUUCCCACCGUCCCUUCCUUGACACGGUCCAAAAAACACCCCUUUACCUAAUUCCAAGACAAAAUCCUACCUUUUGAAUCAUCACCAUCACCAUCACCACCACCAAUCGACAUAUAAUGUCUUCUUCUGCGGCCACCAUCCCCGCCUCCGCCAAUGUUUAUUCCAGUAGUUUAGCCAACAAGGAUUCCAUGGAGGAUUUAGUUGCUUUAAAAAUCAGCCUCUUGGGUGAUUAUCAUAUUGGAAAGACAAGUUUUUUGACAAAGUAUGUAGGAAAGGAGAAAGGGGAAGAAGGUUUUUCAACAACAGGGUUAAACCAUAUGGACAAAACUCUCUGUGUUAGUGGCGCUAGAAUUUCCUAUAACAUUUGGGAAGUCGAAGGUGACGUUUCUCAUAUUCCAGUAGCUUGUAAAGACUCUGUAGCAAUGUUGUUUAUGUUUGAUCUCACAAGUCGUUGUACAUUAAAUAGUGUAAUUAGCUGGUAUCAACAAGCAAGAAAAUGGAAUCAAACGGCAAUUCCAGUUCUAAUAGGAACAAAGUUUGAUGAUUUUGCUCAAUUACCAUUACAUGUGCAAUGGACAAUCGCUUUGCAGGCAAGAGCAUAUGCUAAGGCACUAAAUGCAACUUUAUUCUUCUCAAGUUCAGCUUACAACAUAAAUGUUAACAAGAUCUUCAAGUUCAUCACAGCCAAAAUCUUCAACUUACCAUGGACAUUGGAACGUAACCUCACCAUUGGAGAACCCAUUAUAGACUACUAGACUACAAAUGACUCACAUAGACAAUCGAUCACUGGAUCUUGUUACUUUUACUACAACAAGCUAGUGAAAUUUCGGUUUUUCUUGAUUAUGACUCAUUAUGUAAAAUACACAAAUUUGUGGAA
Molecule: messenger RNA, 979 nt
Organism: Solanum tuberosum (potato)
Lineage: Eukaryota; Viridiplantae; Streptophyta; Magnoliopsida; Solanales; Solanaceae
Product: septum-promoting GTP-binding protein 1-like
Exons: 6
Coding region: 219-857 (212 amino acids)
Molecular function (GO): GTPase activity; GTP binding
Source: RefSeq, a predicted model, not a curated record